UUAAAAAUCAAUAAUCGGAUCGAUCAACAGGGAAGUCGACCGACUGACUGAUACUAGUACACAUACACUUCAACACUUACACUCGUAAUAUUUAGCAUGGGCGGUGGUUAGUACAUGGACAACUUAUAAACCUGGGAAUGUUGUUCGACGGUUGUAUGUACGGACAGAUCGUUAAGGUAUAUUACAGACCCUGUGGCUGUGGAGUACGUCAAAGUCACAAUGGCAACAGCCAUCAUAGAGACAGCAGAGGAUCAAAUCACAUGUACGAUAUGUUUUGAAAUAUUUGAGGAACCUAAAGCGUUACCCUGCCUACAUACAUUUUGUAGGGAAUGUAUAAAAAGGUUUAUAACCGAGAAAAAAAUUCAAACAGGGGAUCGAAAAGGAUAUGUUUGCCCAAUCUGUCGACGUCAUGUUUCUGUGCCUGCGAAUGUUAGAAAUAAUCCGGAAGUAUGGGCAGAUCAGCUGGAAAAUAACCACGUGGUGAGUACAAUGAUCGAUGCCUAUAAAACACCAAGAAGAAAAACUACAGAAACCUGUGCAGAUCAUCCAGAAAAAGAGCUCGAAUUUUUCUGUGCCGAUCAUGCUCAGUUUAUCUGUUCUUUGUGUUUCCUUAAACAUCGACGUUGUGCUGACGUCAUCACGCGAGAAGAGGCACGUUCUAAUAUUAACAAAACGAAGAAAAUGUCAUCAAGCAAUUCAACGAAAGCAAACUGCGUUAAACAACACAUGGACCUUCUUUUCGAGCAAUGUAACUCGAUUGAGCACUUAAUAGACAAGAGACGCAAUACAUUGGAGUCUUUAUCAAAAUCAGAGCAACUCGUUCGAGACGAUAUCAUAUCAAUGAGAAAGAGAAUCAAUGAAUUGCUAAACAAACAUGAAGAGAAAGCACUUACUCGACUGGCAAAGAUAAAAACAAAAAAUUAUGCAAAGUUGGAGAAAGACAAACGGAAAUUAGAAAAAUGCCUUGAAAAAUCACAGCUUUCACUAGAAAGGAUUCAGAAAAUGGUUGAUAAGAAACAGAAUAUUGAUGAUAAUUUCAUCGACGCUGUUCAAUCCGAGUACAAGAGUACAAAACUUAUGAUUGAGGAAGCAGAGAAGAAAAAUACGCAAGAGAUGAUAGCUUUCAUCAUGAACCCAGUCAUAAAGAACUUUGUUGCCAAGUUUGAUUGUUUUGGCAAACUUCACAUACAAGAGGACGCUGCAAAGGCGAAAAACACCAAAGAAAAGUCAGCGGAGGAAACGGAAGACGCAACAAGGAAAAGAACACAAGCAUCAGAUCAAUCGCUUAUUCAAAGUCAUAAGGAGAAUCCGGUACAAGAAGUCAAACUUCGUUUCCAAGGAAAACCGUCAUGGAUAACAGGAAUCGCAAUUCUACCAUCGGGAAAGCUGCUUCUUAUUGACCAUACGAAUGAGGCUGUGUCCGUUUUUAGCAUUUCCCUCGAUUUUCUGUGUAAAACCAACAUCCAUCCGGCACCGUAUGACGUAGCAUCAAUUUCCUCGACUCAAGAUCACGUGAUGAUGUCGAUUCCAGACACGCGGGAACUCAUGAAGUGUGACGUACUACAAGAUGGCUUCGUUGAAGUCGAUCGAAAAUUAAAGACAAAUAUCGCAUGUAAGGCGGUGGCAUCUGAUGAAGAACAUGUGGCUGUAUGCUCCAGCUCCGACUUGCAACUAUUUGAAACCGAUGGCGAGGUCUGGAUGAAUACUUUAGAGGAAUCUUACGCAAGGACGAAGUUCACUUACCUUACACUGAUCUCAUCGAAGAAGAAAGUUUUCAUAACUGAUCAAACCUAUCCCGAUCCGCAUAUCAGAUGCUUGGAUUUUGACGGAACAACUCUCUGGAAGGUCGCCGAGGGUCGAAUAGGCUUCUGCACUGGGAUAUGUGUCACAGGUUCACAGCUUAUGGUGACGUCAUGGGAUUCGGGGAAAAUUUUCACUUUGUCGUUGAAUGGUGACGACUUGAAAACAUACAAUGAUUGUGAUGUGUCUUUUCCUUGGAACCUUCAUGUAUCUUCAAGGCAGAAGAUCGUCUGCGUUUCUCAGCAUAAAAACACAUUAUCUGAAGAAGACAAACGAACAAUCAAAAUACUGCAUAUAGCAUGAUUCACUUCCAAACAAUAACAGUACCCUUCAAAAGCAAAAACUGUGAUGUCAGGAAAAAGUUAGUCAACAAUGCAACUGUGCUUAAUACCUGUUGAUGUAAAUAUUGUUGGAUGCAAACAUAAGACUUAAUCAACAUUUGCUACCGUAGAUAUUCAAAUAUAUGCCAGUCAUGUUAACGUUCACCGGCAGCAACUGAUUCUAUUUUUGCUGCUUAUAUAAACAAACGAGAACCGUAGCCCUGGGAAAAAAGAUCGGUUGAACGGAGGAAAGAAGUGAAUAUCGCUUUCAAUAUUACAAAUAAUACAGCUUCAGUAUGACAACCGAUCCUGAAUUAUAAAUUGGCAUAUUCAAACGUUUAUAAAAAGUGAAUAAAUGACUCAUCAAAACGAGAUUGAUAUGACUGGGUACAUUAACAUAUGGACUAUAAUUAGAUCAUAUUGACAUCAUUUGAACGUUUAUUGUGAUUUUAAAAGGGCGGAAAGGACAAACUGUGGAACUUGAAUUUAUACCCCACUAUUAGUGAAGUUUUACGAUGUUCUAGAGAAGUCAAAAUUGCAAUAUAUACCUUUUGUUUUUGACCAUGACUUUAUAUGAAAUUUUAAAUACAUUUUGUGUCAGUCCAGAUUUGUUUAAGAUGAGGAGGGUGUAUGAGUGUGUGUUUCAAUUCAAGGGAGGUUGUGUACGUGUGUACAUUAGGACAUUUACUUUUUAUCUUUCAACAGUAUCAAUGUCUUAACAACACUGAUUGAUUUUCUACAUAAUAACGUAAGAUAGAUUAAGAAAAUUAAUCAUCGUUUAGAUUUCUGAACAACGGCAGUCAUUUCCUUUACAAAACAAAUGCAAACACUAUAUAUUGUUUAAAUGUUUUGUACUAGAUCCAUAAAUGCAAUAUACAUGUAUAUGUGUUGUGUUAUUGUAGCUUAAUGGUUCAUUCAUUCUUAAAUAUUUGUAUCGAUCAUUACUCCUUACUUCGAUGAAGCAAGAGACGCUUACCCUUCAGGAAAAAUUGGGGUUUCAUUUUCGUACAUGUUUUUACAAUGCUCCCCAUGCUAAUUUUUCUUUGGAAUUGAAUUUGUAUUGCCAUUAUGUUAUCGAAUUAUAUUUUUGCGACACUUCAGUAUUACUGAACUAUGUAAUAUCAAUACCAUAUCAGAAUUGUAAUGUUUUGCUAUCCAAAUUGUAUCUGAAUAUUUACGUGGAUACAUCAAAACUUUAUUGUAGCUGACAAUCCAUAACAUUUCUUAUUUUUAUGCAAUCUUGACCCAGUUGUUCAAAAGAUGAUAAACCUAAUCACUGUUUAAUGACGUUUUUAACCUAAAAUAUUUCAAGGUAAAUCCUUAUUUUGCAUACAUUGUUUUCUGUAAUCAAAUAUAGCUUUCUGUGAAGUUUUAACUUAUUUAGAGUUUGUGUUUAAAGAUAUACAACAGAUUGCGCUAAUCCCCGAUUAAGCUAAUAACUUCUUGACCAACUGGGUUCUGUUCUGUUUUGUUACCACAUCUGUGAACAUAUCACAGGAAGUUUAUCAUAAGUUACUAUAUAGUGGUGUGUAAAGUACGUACAUCGAUGUAUAUGCUAAAUGCUGUAUAAGUGCUGUGUUUAUCAUAGGUCGUUAUUGUCAACGGUUAGGUGUUAGUGCCAUAACACGUGCAUACUACAGCACAGACAUCGCUUCUAGAGAUGCCCAAGGAUCAAUGUAUCACUGACAAACUAUGCAAUGUUUACUGAUUUACCGGGAUGAUGAUAGGUUUAAUAAAUCAUACCUUACGGGGCUUUUAUGAAAAAUAUAAUGAAGACGAUAUGAACAACCAUGUUCAGAGUGUAAUAAUUUAGCAGGUCUAGACUGGGAUUCGAACCCCGCAUUUAUGAUCGUGGUACUAUCGCUCUUACCAUCUGAGCUACAUGUACCUGUUCAACAGAAAUGUUUCCAUACACUUGUGCUACAGAUAUUUCCAACAUGAAAUCAAGGGAAGGUUAAUGUAUAUACGAAAAAACACAUUAGGGUAUGGAUCCUAAAAUAUCUAUUGUGCACGUGCCUUGCUCUAGGACAAUCGUGUCAUUGUAUACACGUACAUUAUCUUACAUUUAUGUCUUAGAAAGUAUGAUGUUUUCUGAAAUCGAAAUAAAUA
Mizuhopecten yessoensis (Yesso scallop) is the source of this 4229-nucleotide messenger RNA. RefSeq names its product tripartite motif-containing protein 7-like. Gene Ontology annotation, molecular function: zinc ion binding; ubiquitin-protein transferase activity. The transcript has 2 exons. Gene Ontology annotation, cellular component: chromatin; nucleoplasm. The record is from RefSeq and is a predicted model, not a curated record. Lineage: Eukaryota; Metazoa; Mollusca; Bivalvia; Pectinida; Pectinidae. The coding region runs from base 220 to 2103 and encodes 627 amino acids. Gene Ontology annotation, biological process: positive regulation of DNA-templated transcription.